CAUUGACAUCUAUACCUUCAAAAAAAGACAUUCUAUUGGAGCCACCUACUUGGGAAUAUAAGUACCUCAUUUAAUUCUAGUAGUUUACAAAACCAAAACCAUACAUUCAUUUAUCCAAUCCGUAACCUACUAUCUUCCAAAAUAGCAAAACUUACCAAGUAAAUAUGCUACGUUUCGUCCGAGUAAAUGGCUUCUCUUUAUUGGCAUCUUCUAAAAAAUUAGUUGAACCAACAGAAAUAUACAACCCAAUUUUCCCCAACUACAACCCAAAUCACUUCAUUAGUAGGAAGAACAGUUUGAGAUCCUUGUGUAAUUUCAUCACACCGAAAAAUUGUGAUCAAAAUUGUGAAGUUAUGAAUCAAGAAGAAGAGUUUAUUAUCCCUAAACAUGUGGCUUUAGCCUUGGAUGGAUCUAGGACAUGGCAUAAAAAACAUGGCCUAGAUCUUGAUUAUAAGCCAUUCUAUCAGGGUUUCAUGAGGUUUAUUGAGUAUUGUCUCAAAUGGAAAGUUAGUAGUGCCACAUUCUACGUGUAUGGUCUUAGAAAUUUUAAGAAGCGAUCUAAGGAAGAAGUUGAUUUAUUUCUAGAUCAACUUGAAACAGUUUUAGAGGAGGAAUUGGAAUAUUUUACGAGGAAAGGAGUAAGAGUGUUGGCGGUAGGAGAAAAGUACAUGUUACCUAAAUCACUUCAAGCCACAAUAAAGAAAGUAGAAGAAGCAACAAAAGACAAUGCAAAACUUGAUUUAGUCCUUCCAAUAUGCUACACUUCACAAAGUGACAUAGUUCAAGCAACAAGAAAAAUUUGCCACAAAGUCAAGGAAGGAAGCAUUACAUUAGAAGAUGUUAAUGAAGAUUUGAUUCAACAACAUCUUGCCGUCCUUGGCUCUCGACCUAUUCCAGACCUAUUUAUACGAACAGGCGGCCAACUUCGCGUUGGCAUGUUGUUGGGGUGGCAAAUUGCCAAUGUUCAUCUACAUAUUACCAACACUUGUGCACCUGAUUUCGGGAAAGAUGUGUUCCUCGACGCUUUGCGUUCCUAUCAGAAAAGAGAUACAACGUUUGGUAGGUAAAGUUAGAAGCCAAGCUACUAUGUUUUAUUUUUUACCUUAAUCUUGUCAAAGAAAUUAAAAAUUCCAAUUAAUUAAGGUGUCUGGUGCGCAAAUUCUAUGCUACUUCUGGAGUGUCGUGUGCUUGGUACUCUAGAUUUAUAAAAGUUAUGUUAUUUUAAUAUGAAUUUCUUGUUAUUUCAAUUUAUAUAUAUAUAUGU
Molecule: messenger RNA, 1264 nt
Organism: Chenopodium quinoa (quinoa)
Lineage: Eukaryota; Viridiplantae; Streptophyta; Magnoliopsida; Caryophyllales; Amaranthaceae
Product: isoprenyl transferase-like
Exons: 3
Coding region: 165-1067 (300 amino acids)
Biological process (GO): polyprenol biosynthetic process; response to cold; plastid membrane organization
Cellular component (GO): chloroplast stroma
Source: RefSeq, a predicted model, not a curated record